Molecule: messenger RNA, 1250 nt
Organism: Caenorhabditis angaria
Lineage: Eukaryota; Metazoa; Nematoda; Chromadorea; Rhabditida; Rhabditidae
Source: the annotation of a GenBank genome assembly
AUGAGCCCUGAAGGUAAUCUAACAAUUUGCUCAUUUUCACCACCAUUCUAUUUAAAAAUUGUUCUGGAAAUUGUUGGAUUUGUCUCGAUUCCAUUGAUGAUUUUGGUAGCUUAUUUGGUAUGGAAACAUUCAUCGACGACGAAGACUUUUCGAGCAUGUUUGACGUAUUUACAGGUACAAUUUGGGAAUAACGAGAGGCGCUACAAAUUUUGCAAACAAAUUUUAAAUUUAGAUUCAGAUUUGAUUGUAUAAUGUUUCAAAAAAAAAAUGAACACUCAAAUCUAGAAUUUUUGAAACGUAACAUUCCCUUCAUCUUUUUUUCAGAUAGUCUCAUUCACCGUUGAAACGGACAUGGCUGUGAAUCAACCUUGGUACAAUUUUCCAUUUCUAGCUGGUUAUAGUCAAUCUAAACUUGCCGCCUAUCUAAAUAUUCCAACUCAUGCAUUAAUGAUGUUUUUCGUAUUUUUUCUAUGUUCUGAAAUUCCCGCUUGUCUUCAAUGUUUUUAUUAUCGAUUUGAGGAGACUAGAAAAUUAAGAGGGAAGAAAGAAUUGUGGAAAAUCGGUUUGAUUUAUGUGAUAAUUUCACAUUUUUAUCCAUUCGUUGCGAUUUAUUUAUUCAAUCUAACAAAAGCUUCAUUCGAAAGACAAUAUGAGAUUAUGUUGAAAAGUUAUCCGAAAUGUGUUUCGCUGUUUACUGAAACAUCUUUCGAAAUGUAUGAUAAAGAAUGUGAUGGAUUGAUAUAUUGUAUCAUAUUUUUCACAAUUAUUCUGACAUUUUCAAUUUUGUGAGUUGGAAACAAAAUUUAAUAACAACACCUCGAUUUUUCAGAUUUGGUGGAAUUUUCGCUUUGGGAACUCUAUAUAUUUUACUCGAUUUUCGAACUCUAAUGUCUAAAAGUGCUUUCAAUGCCAAUAUUCUAGCUCUAAUUAAUCUGGUAAUUAUAUCACUUUGCCCUGUAUUUUUCGUCGUUUUUCCCACAGUAUUUUGUCUUUUUGUAAUAGUAUUUGAAAUUGUUGAAUAUCAAGGUUAGCUUGGUUUAAUUUAUUCAAAAAAAUCACAUUUAUUUACAGUCUAUGCCAAUUUAUCAAUGGUUUUUGUAACUGGACAUUCAUUGGUUUAUUCGAUUGUUGUAAUAUUGACAAAUGAAAGAUAUCGAACAAUUUUGAAAAAAUGGAUUUUACGUAAAAAUAAUCAAGUAGUGAAUAAUAGAAUGAUACGAUUUGUUGAAACAAUUAAAACUUUUCCGUGA